CCCGCUACAUACCCCGGAAGUUUCGCCUCUACUGCUCGCCAAACUUUCUCCUCUCUGCCCCCCCCCCCCACUGUACCUGGGGUAUGUGCCGUCUCCGCCGCCUGCCGCUCCUUCCCCGGGCGUCAGGGUGGGGGGCAAUGUGCAGGGAGCAGACCCGGGCCAGCACUGGGGGCUGAGCUGCUGCUGCAAACUGCUCGCUGCCCCCAUUUUACCUUUAAACUCGCCACCGGACAGUGCUUUGGUUUCCAUCCUGAAGAAGCUAAUGUUUUGGGGCAGUGUUUGAACCAUGACCUAAAUCUUGAAUAACUUUGCAUCAAGGCCAAGUUAGCAGUUUUUCAGGUCCUCUGAAGACAAUUUAACCUACACCCUGAACUAAGACCACAAUCUAUAUAACUCUAGAAGCAGAGUUAGGAAUACAGCAAAACUGACUUGAUAGUUUGCAGGAUUUGCUGAAGUCUGGGCCCUUCGUGUUCAACAGGUGCUGAAGAAUGAAUUGAUGAAUUACCUGUUACAUUUUGAGCAGGAGUCCAGAUAAUCUAUUAUGCACAUCUUUAACUGCUCUUUUAAGAUUCCACCAAAUGGGAACAGAAGUGCUGAUGGCUGUAACUUAAUUUGGUGCCGCAGACUGACCAAGCUGUACACUGCUUCACGGGGCUGUGGGGAAUAAGGAAACAUCAGAGUUGAUGUCGCAUAACUUUAACCAAAACGAACUGGUUUGUUUGGGAGAGCGGCAAUUUCAACAGUUCUGUAAAUUAUUUCUGAAGCAUUCGGAUGAAAUCUCCAAUGGCUGGGAGUGGAGGGAAAAGGAGCUCAAUGAGGGGUACAUGGUAAAAGUACAAUUGAGAUGUAAAGAUUCCAAAAACUACUUGUGUGCAAGAGAUCAUUGCCAUCAAGACCUUGUGUCUCGUGAAGCAAAUCCUCUUUCUGAGGAAGAGGUCAGUGUGGAAAAUGUUAGCGAUGACACUGAAGAAGCCCAGGUCACAACGCCUGAAUUAAUUCGAUAUGAGUACCACGUUGUCUACUCCAGUAGCUACCAGGCACCUGUGCUGUAUUUCCGAGCUUGUUACUUGGAUGGCAGACCUCUUGCACUGAAAGAAAUUUGGGAAAGUGUUCAUGACUGUUACCAAGAAAGUCUUUCUCAGAGACUAUGGGAAACUAUCACACAACAGGAGCACCAUUUACUCGGCCAGCCAUUUUUUGUUCUCCAUCCUUGUCGAACUUCUGAAUUAAUGACUCCAAUAAUGAUUGGUGCCACGCGGGAGCAGAGGAAUGUAAAUUACAUCACAAGCUGGCUGAGCAUGAUGGGGCCAGUCGUGGGACUUGAUGUGCCAUUGAGUUAUGCCACUGCCAUGUCACAGGGCAUGACUGACCUGGAUUGAACAAAGAGAUGUUUGGAGCAAAUACUUAGUUGGUCUAUGGCUGAGAACGUAGUCAUCACUGAAUUCUGAGGAGAAGAACAACCAUCUUUAUCCAAGAUCAAAUGAACAAUUGCCUACUUGUGCUAUCGAGCUUUAUUGGCGGCUGGUUGAGAUACAUCACUCUGUGAUUAAUCUAUUUUACUGAAGGAAACUUUGACCCUGUGAUACAGUAUUGUUUUAAUUGUUAACAAAAGAAUCUGUGUUCUUCAAGAUAUUUUGUUUAAACAGUGUGGUAGUGCAAGUUAAUCUGUGCAUGUGUACUGAACUGCAGUGUAAUAAUGCACUUAACCACUAACAGAGAGAUUACAUUGUCUACUGAAAUCCUGAGAAAAUUUGGACAUGCUAUGAAACUAAAAUUGAAAAUAAAUUAGAUCAUUGCAAGAAAGGAAGAA
Pristis pectinata (smalltooth sawfish) is the source of this 1810-nucleotide messenger RNA. It is a transcript of the gene atg10, whose product is annotated as ATG10 autophagy related 10 homolog (S. cerevisiae). The record is from RefSeq and is a predicted model, not a curated record. The coding region runs from base 684 to 1379 and encodes 231 amino acids. NCBI's taxonomy places the organism in Eukaryota, Metazoa, Chordata, Chondrichthyes, Rhinopristiformes, Pristidae. Gene Ontology annotation, molecular function: Atg12 transferase activity. The transcript is spliced from 12 exons. Gene Ontology annotation, cellular component: intracellular anatomical structure. Gene Ontology annotation, biological process: protein lipidation; macroautophagy; protein modification by small protein conjugation.